CGCAUUGUUCCGGCCGGCGCGCUCCCGCAGACGCCGCGUCGGCGCUCUCCGUCUCCCUGCAGCGUCCAGCUCCCUGAUUUUUACUGCUCAAGAGGGAACCUCUCAAGGUGCUUCUAAAACACGACUCCAGCUGGAGGGUGCUUUGUAAACUAUUCAAAGUCAGGAUGAAUACAGACUCAAAGGAGGUUUUGCCCAUGGAUGUACACGGUCCUGAGGCUUGGGAAGAACUGACCGUGAAGGUGGAGACGGAAAGUCGCCUCCAGAUGCAGGAAUCCAGACUGAAACGUAGCAGUCCCCUGGCGAGGGAAGUCUUCCGAACGCGCUUUCGACAGCUGUGUUACCAGGAAACUCCUGGACCCAGGGAGGCUCUCACCCAGCUCCGAGAGCUGUGCCGCCAGUGGUUGAGGCCUCAUGCCAGCACGAAGGAGCAGAUCCUGGAGCUGCUGGUGCUGGAGCAGUUCCUGACCAUCCUGCCCAAGGAGCUCCAGGCCUGGGUGCAGGAGCACUGCCCAGAGAGCGGGGAAGAGGCUGUGAUUCUGCUGGAGGAUCUGGAGAAGGAGCUCGAUGAACCACAACUUGAGAUGGUAGCCUACGGACAGGGACGAGAAGUCUGCUCUAGAGAGACGGUGCCUCUAGGCGAGCAGACGUCACUGAGCCUUCCGUCCCAGCCCGAGGAGCCCCAGCUCCCGCGUGACACUGCCCAAGAGUCCCACCCUACUGGAGAGACAGACACAUUUCUGUUUUCCACACCUGUUGUCCUCCCCCAGCUAAAAGGAGCAGGAGAACCGUGGUCUGACAACAGAGGAGCCCUACAAGGCGCCUGUUCUGAUGGAACGAGCAUGGCUGAGGACAGAGAAGUGGUGCCGAGGAAAGACUGUCCCAAGAUAGCGGAGUCCCGCGGGGAAGUCCUUUCCGCACAGACCUGGGAGGAGGCACGCGGGGGUCCCGGGCCUGGACCCGGCUGGGCAGAGGGGCGCCGGGGCGGCCCCCCGGGGCGGGGAUGGCACACAUGUGACGAGUGCGGCAAGACCUUUGCCCAGAAUUCGGGCCUCACCCGCCACCGCAGGGUGCACACGGGCGAGAGGCCCUACGCGUGCGGCGAGUGCGGGAAGGCGUUCAGCCGCAGCUCGGGGCUGUUCAAUCACCGCGGCAUCCACGACGCGCACCGGCGGUACCGCUGCCGGGAGUGCGGGAAGGCCUUCAGCCAGAGCGCCGGCCUCAUCCAGCACCAGCGCAGCCACCGGCCGGAGCGGCCGCACCGCUGCGCCCAGUGCGGGAAGAGCUACGGCCGGCGCUCCUUCCUCCUGGAGCACGAGCGCAGCCACACCGGGGAGAGGCCGCACCGCUGCGCCCGCUGCGGGAAGGACUUCACCCGCCAGUGCAACCUCAUCCGCCACCAGAAGACUCACGCGGCCACGGGGCCGCGGUGACCCCGGGGCGCGCCUGUCCCGGGUCAGGGGUCCGGCCCCGGGGAGGGGAAGGCCAGGAAGCGUCGUCUUAUCGCCCCCUCCUCGCGUUUUGGAGCAGACGCUGAGCCGUGGUCUGGGCAAAUCCGAAGAGGAAGCUUUGGGUGUUUGCACCUGCUGCUUCCGCGCCCUGGUUCUCCCCCUCCCCACCCUGCUUCGCCCCGUCCCCACCCUGCUUCGCCCUGUACUCACCCUUCUUGUUUACUCAGAUGGCAGCUGCUGAACCUUCCUAGUAAUGGAAUAAAUGGCGCUGCCAGGCCGAUAUGCCUGAAACACGUGCGUCCCUGUUUAAUUCCAUAAGGUCACAAAGAGCCCUGCUGAUGUUUUAUGAUACGUGGGUCUUCAGUGUCCCCAGGGCCAGUUCCUCUGCGCUCACUCCUUGUCCACCCCACCGCUUCCCGUGAUGCGCUCAGUGUGCCCUUGGAACAGGGGCCACCGUGUGCAGGGUCUACCUACCCGCAAGGGGCGGGGACACUGCACUGUCCUUGUCCCUUGUAUGGAUGCAGAUGGGAAGACUCAAGUCCAGGCUCAGAGUCAAGGUUGAAAACCUGGACCUUUAUUGUGGAAUAAUUUGAGCUCCUGAAAAUGGUAGAGUUUUCACAUGCUCUUAACUGGGUUCCCUAGUGUUGACAUCUAACAUCACGUAAUUAAACCCCUGGCUUCAGACUUUAUCUUUAUCCUCAGUCUGUUGGGGUGUUGUGCUGCAUGUUGGCAGUCUCUGGUCACCCGGAACCCCCUUGGUGCCUGUCCAUCGUCAGCACCACAGGUCACUCGUAUCCCGAGUCCAGGGUCAGGCCAGGGAAUUGGAUCAUGAGCCAUGUAAUGUGCUUUUAAAACAACCCUCUUAGAUCUCCUGAGUCCUUCUUUUCUGUCGCUUGGCUCGGUCCGGAGAAAGAUUCCCCCCUGAACAUGUUGGGGUUUUCCUACGGUUCCACAGCUGGUGCAGCGGUUCGGCAGCAGCUCAGAGGACAGCUGUGUGGCCUUGAGUGUCUGCCUUCCAGGGAGCUGCCUUCCCGGGGACGUGUCCUUGUGGGGAGACGAGGCUCCCCUGGUCAGGGCGGAACAGACCCGAGGCUUGCGGCUCCCUUAUUCCCUCUUAUGAUUUCUCCACCAAGGCUGCAGCCCCAUCUCUCUCCUUCGAUCCGCUAGAGCGGACGUCCCCCAGGCACAGGAGCAGUGCCCUCAGUUGGCCAGGGCAGCCGGCCCUGGAAUUGGGGAUUCUGUCCUUUACCUCCAAGGGACAAUUUCAGUCAGAA
Messenger RNA from Panthera uncia (snow leopard), 2722 nucleotides. RefSeq names its product zinc finger and SCAN domain containing 9 (gene ZSCAN9). NCBI's taxonomy places the organism in Eukaryota, Metazoa, Chordata, Mammalia, Carnivora, Felidae. Gene Ontology annotation, molecular function: DNA-binding transcription factor activity, RNA polymerase II-specific; RNA polymerase II cis-regulatory region sequence-specific DNA binding. The transcript is spliced from 5 exons. The record is from RefSeq and is a predicted model, not a curated record. The coding region runs from base 165 to 1430 and encodes 421 amino acids. Gene Ontology annotation, biological process: regulation of transcription by RNA polymerase II.